Messenger RNA from Triticum turgidum subsp. durum (durum wheat), 1053 nucleotides. Lineage: Eukaryota; Viridiplantae; Streptophyta; Magnoliopsida; Poales; Poaceae. The record is from the annotation of a GenBank genome assembly.
AUGGAUAGAUACCAAAGGGUGGAGAAGCCUCGGAAUGAGACACCGAUUCGCGAGAAUGAGAUCAGAAUCACUGCGCUCGGGAGGAUGAGGAACUAUAUCGGCUAUGGAAUGUCGUUGCUUGAGGAAAAUGGGCAUGAUGAGAUCACUAUCAAAGCCAUGGGACGAGCCAUAAAUAAGACGGUCAUGGUUGCUGAAUUGAUCAAGAGAAGGGUUGCUGGUCUCCAUCAGAAUACGUCUAUUGAAUCUGUUGGCAUCACCUACACAUGGGAGCCUCUGGAAGAAGGCCUUGUCCCGCUAGAGACAACUCGUCAUGUAUCAAUGAUUACCCUAACAUUGUCCAAGGAACCAUUGGAUACGUCAUCUCCAGGGUACCAGCCACCCAUACCAGCUGAAGAGGUGAAACCUGCUUUUGAUUAUGAACAUGAAGGAUCCUUUCCCUCUGCUCGUGGGAGAGGUCGUGGUGGACCUGGUGGCGGCCGAAGGGGCAGGGGCAGAGCUAUUAGCAAUGGACCCCCUCCUUAUGACUGGGGUGAAGAAUGGGAGGAGGAUGGAGACUAUUACUACAAUGGUAGAGGCAGAGGGAGAGGCCGGCUAAGAGGAAGGGGAAGAGCCCGUGGCUACCACGGAGGUGGUCGACGUGGUGGCUAUGGCUAUGAUUACGGUUAUGGUGGCAGGGGUGGCUACUAUGAAGAGCGGGGUGGAUACUUUGAUGGCGAAGCAGAUGAGUAUCAACCCCCUCCAGGCCGUGGGCGUGGCAGGGGAAGAAGAAUGGAGCAGAGUGAGUACUACAAUGGCGAACCAGAUGAGUAUCGCCCUCCUCCAGGCCGUGGUAAGCUCGGUCUCACAUACCAUCUUCCUGUGGCUUUUGCAUGCCCUUUCCUCUCAUGGCUCCUAUUCUCCAUGGCUUCGCAGGGCGUGGCAGGGGAAGAUGGAUGGAGCAGAAUGAAUACUUCGACGAACCUUAUGAAUACCCUCCUCCAGGCCGUGGUCGUGGCAUGGGAAGAAGGGGAGGGCCAUGGCGCGCCCGAGGCCGCGGGCGUGGCCCGAUGCUAG